CUCCAUGAAAGGGGGCUAUUGAUUCCACGUCUACAUCGACCUCUCAGUCUCUGAUGCUGAAUACCAAAAACUGAAAAAGUGUUGUUAGCUUCAAUUGAUUGUGGAAAUGGGAACCCUCGGAAGAGUCAUUUACAGCGUCGGUAACUUGAUUCGUGCCACAGGACAAGCCGUUGAUCGCAUCGGCUCCCGCCUCCAGGGUGGCAACUAUAUCCAAGAACACCUAUCUAGGCAUCGAACUGUGUUGAACAUAUUUGAUAAGGCUCCUGUUAUUGACAAAGAUGUGUUUGUUGCUCCGAGUGCUGUUGUUAUUGGAGAUGUCGAAAUUGGAAAAGGUUCAUCAAUUUGGUAUGGAUCUGUAUUGAGAGGUGAUGUUAACAGCAUCAGAAUUGGAAGUGGAACUAACAUACAGGAUAACUCCCUUGUGCAUGUUGCAAAGUCAAAUUUAAGUGGGAAGGUGUUGCCUACUAUUAUUGGGGAUAAUGUUACUGUAGGUCAUAGUGCUGUUAUACAUGGUUGUACUGUUGAGGAUGCGGCUUUUGUCGGUAUGGGUGCAAUUUUACUUGAUGGUGUCGUUGUUGAGAAAAAUUCUAUGGUUGCUGCUGGAUCCCUUGUGAGACAGAACACAAAGAUUCCAACUGGCGAGGUUUGGGCUGGCAAUCCAGCAAAGUUUCUGAGAAAGCUCACUGAUGAAGAAAUAGCUUUUAUCUCCCAAUCAGCCACCAAUUAUACUAACCUUGCACAGGUCCAUGCAGCUGAAAAUUCAAAGUCCUAUGAAGAAAUUGAGUUUGAGAAGGUGUUGCGUAAGAAGUAUGCACGUAAAGAUGAGGAGUAUGACUCUAUGCUGGGUGUUGUUCGUGAGAUCCCACCAGAGCUUAUUCUUCCUGAUAAUGUCUUACCUGAUAAAGCAAAGAAAGCUCUUCAAACAUGAGUUCUUUAAAAAGCAGUGUCUUCAAUUCCAAUCUCAAAAUGACGUCAAGGAGUAUUAUUUUUUUUCUUUCAAAUUCAUGGAAGAGGGACUAUUUUGGUUCUUAAUAACACCAAACAAUUUCUAGGCUAGUGUUAUGGCUCCUUCCAAGUUCCAAGAAGCAAAUGCUCAUAAUAUCUCAAACUCUCUUCUCCACUUUGGAAAAGGCGAGUGGGUGAUAGGGUCAUGUAUGUCGAUCUUUAGUGUUUGAUGUAUUCAAUGCAAGUGAUUUCACAGUUUUUUCGGUUGAUUUUUUCUUCAAGACAUUAUUGGACUUUCAUAAGUUCUUGAUGAGAUUAUUAUUAAUGCGAGGACAUUUGACUCCUUUUUGAA
Molecule: messenger RNA, 1297 nt
Organism: Trifolium pratense (red clover)
Lineage: Eukaryota; Viridiplantae; Streptophyta; Magnoliopsida; Fabales; Fabaceae
Product: gamma carbonic anhydrase 2, mitochondrial-like
Exons: 5
Coding region: 107-928 (273 amino acids)
Source: RefSeq, a predicted model, not a curated record